CCAAAUCCAUACUACACAAUAUAAUAUUUCCAAUAAGUUAUCUGUAUCUUCCACGGUUACAUAAAAGGACAAAUCCAAUGAGCUUUCUUCCAUUAUCGGUUCCAUUUCGAGUUAGCUAAUUGCUAAUCCUACGUCCACCGAUCCUUCGAAACUAGUAAUGGAGAAGAUGAACAAUGGCUGCAUCGCAUCCCCGAAAACUCUCAAGUCCCGAAUCCAAAAUGGCGAAGUCCUCUACGGCGUAUCUCUCCUCAGCUUCUCCCCUACAGUCGCAGAGAUCUUAGGCUACGUUGGCUACGACUUCGUCCUCAUCGAUAUGGAGCACGGCCCCGGCGGAAUUUCCGAUGCCCUCCCGUGCAUCCACGCACUUGCCGCCACCCAAACUGCAGCCAUCUUCCGCGUUCCCGAGAACUCGCCGGUCUGGGUCAGGAAGGCCAUCGACCUUGGCGCGCAGGGCAUCAUUUUCCCCAUGAUUGAAGACCCUGAAUCAGCCACAAAAGCGGUGUUGUAUUGCCGUUACCCACCGGCCGGAGUUCGAGCAGUGGCCGGACCCAUUGUGAGAGCGUCGAAAUACGGGCUCGAUCCGGAUUACCCGGACCGAACCAGUAAGGAGUUGCUGAUAGUAUGUCAGAUUGAAUCAGAGGCGGGAGUGAAGAACGUGAAAGAGAUAGCAAGCGUGGACGGCGUGGACAUGAUAAUGGUGGGGCCACUCGACCUGAGCGCAAGCAUAGGUUGCUUGACGAAUCCAAAAAAUGAGAAGGUAAAGAUGAUGAUCGAUGAAGUGGAGAAGACAGUUUUGGAGCUUGAACGCAAAGAUGGUGGUGGGCCUUACUUGGGCAGGUUCGGAACCGCUAGUGAUGGACCUCAACAGUAUCAGAAUGGUGGGUAUCGCUUGAUUCGUGUUAAUGUGGAUGUCAUCCUCUUCAAAAAUGCGUGCCUCGAGGACAUCAAGAGGUUCAAGUCAGCAAAAUAAAUGGAUAUUGAUAUGUGUCUUCCUGUUGGUUGUAACAAAAUUGUAAUUGUAUCUGUCGUGUGAAACAAUAGACAGGCU
Messenger RNA from Prosopis cineraria, 1048 nucleotides. RefSeq lists its product as uncharacterized. The coding region runs from base 158 to 970 and encodes 270 amino acids. Lineage: Eukaryota; Viridiplantae; Streptophyta; Magnoliopsida; Fabales; Fabaceae. Gene Ontology annotation, molecular function: aldehyde-lyase activity. The transcript has a single exon. Gene Ontology annotation, cellular component: cytoplasm. The record is from RefSeq and is a predicted model, not a curated record.